Ziziphus jujuba (common jujube) is the source of this 1063-nucleotide messenger RNA. RefSeq names its product probable LRR receptor-like serine/threonine-protein kinase At3g47570. The record is from RefSeq and is a predicted model, not a curated record. Gene Ontology annotation, biological process: protein phosphorylation. Gene Ontology annotation, molecular function: ATP binding; protein kinase activity. Lineage: Eukaryota; Viridiplantae; Streptophyta; Magnoliopsida; Rosales; Rhamnaceae.
UCAAAUAUGUUCUUCUUCCAAUUGCUACAGCGAUACUUGUGGCCUUACUGCUAUCUCUAUAUAUGAAGUGUUGUAGAAAGAGCAAGAAUUUGUCAAUCUCUUCGACUAAUUUAUCUAUAAAUUUGGGCACAUGUACAUCUCCUACUAUGAGGUCCUCGGUGCAACCAACAAUCUCAUGGAAGCAAACUUGUUGGGAAGUGGAAGCUAUGGCUCUGUAUACAAAGGAACUUUACCAGAUGGUGAGAUUGUAGCUGUCAAAGUUUUUGAUUUGGAAGUUGAGGGAGCUAAAUCUUUUGAUAGAGAAUGUCAAGUGCUAAGGAACGUAAGGCACAGAAACCAUGUGAAGAUCAUAAGUUGUUGCUCCAACCUUGAUUUCAAGGCACUGGUUCUCCAAUACAUGCCAAAUGGUAGCCUUGAAAAGUGGUUGUAUAAUCAGGGGCAAAACCGCUUGGAUAUUCUUCAGCGGAUGAAUAUAAUGAUUGAUGUGGCAUCAGGAUUGGAGUAUCUUCACCAUGGGUAUUCAGAGCCUAUUGUUAAUUGUGAUUUGAAGCCGAGCAGUGUUCUCUUGGAUGAAGACAUGGUAGCACAUGUUGGUGACUUUGGAAUUGCGAAAAUUCUAGCAAAAUACAAAUCUAUGACCCAAACGGCAACUCUUGGCACAAUGGGUUACAUUGCACCAGAGUUUGGGUUACAAGGAAGAGUAUCUGUAAAUGGUGAUGUCUACAGCUUUGGUAUUAUGCUGCUGGAAACAUUUACAAGAAAAAAUCCGAGAGAUGAAAUGUUUGUUGGAGGAUUAAGUUUGAGGCAGUGGGUCAUUUCCCACUAUCCUGAUCGUGUAAUGGAUGUUAUAGAUGCUAGUAUUUGGAGUGGAUAUGGAGAAGCUACUACCACUACUGCUAUGGAAUCUUUAACUCCCUGUUUGUCAUCUAUCAUCGAAAUAGCAUUGCAAUGUUCAGCUGAAUUACCUGAAGAAAGGCCCAUAAUGACUACUGUUGUUGUUCAACUUAAAAAGAUGAAGCACGAUAUGGUGCAACAUCUGGAUAAGCUUAAUGGACAACGGUAA